AUGAACAACACCUCACAGCACCAAGAACCACUCCAGACCACCUCCGACUACCCAGCAUGCUCAUCGAAACGACAGCUAUUCGCAUCCAAAGCACUCAACCUGUCAUCAAAACUACUCACCAAAUCAGCAAACUAUCUCAGCUCGAAAGACUUGGACUCACUCGCAAACCCACUCAACAGAGUCAACGGAAACCAUCGCAGACACUCCAAGCAGCGCUCGAGCGAAUUGUGGCAGGAAUGGGACAAGGAUACCUGCAACUGGAACAUGAUCGUCGGGGGAAACGCCAAAAGGGCCUCAAUCCAACCAGCCGCCUCCCAGCAGCGACCGCUCACUCAAAGUCCACCCGUCAACUCGUCUAAUCCGGGCUAUCUCUCCUACUUUCAUCCCCAGAACUGGCAGAGAAAGAACAAGGAAUCUCCCUACAACGAAGACCAUCUCGUCUGUUUCCCAGGUUUUGUUGCGCUGGGAUCCCCUUCACACUCUCGUGCGGGCGACAUCGAGCUAUUCAUAUCGAUACACGCCUUCAGGGCUAGGUCAACAUUAGACCAGAUGAAUCGAUCCCAACGACUUGUCCACUCGAUGAUCUGCAAGAUGACUGGCUUACCUCCGCUAGCCUCCACCUCUGGCUCGACUCUGAUCGAAUCCAGUGCUGAGAAUACUGCAGCCUUGAUGGAGCAGGAAUUAACCGGGUGCGAUGAAGAACAUGACGAGAAGAUGCGCAAGUUCGAGCCCCUUCUACCCUCAACCAUUCAAUCCAACCCAACCCAUCAAUCUCGACCAUCCCUGACAUCUGCCCGUGAAGCUGGAGCAUCCCUUCAACCUCUCGAUACCCAGCUUGCCUCUCAGCCCGCCCAGAUCAUCUGUACCGCACCCACACCCAUCAAGCCUAACAUGCCCACCCCGCUACCUCAUCCUGCCACCAACAAGGCACUCUCUCGCAACUCAUCCACCUCAUCCACAGACUCUUAUCGUCGCAUGCUCCAAAACGAACCCAGUCUUCUCAAGCACCCCCACGAACUCUUGGAUACCAGAAUGGGACACUUGAUGGAAAAAUUCAGCAUUGAAAAAGAGGAUCUACAUACCUUGCAUUUCAAUUUGAAGGAGCGACUCCACAGCUUCUUUUCGCAAAAGUCCGAGAGCACAAAGGUGCGGCUCAAGCUGUUCGGCAUCUGUAGCUCGACAGCUACCGCGGGUUCGAUCGCCAAAUCCCUCUUCCGAUCCCGAACCGAGGCGCCCACCCUCCUGACGCCCGAACUGGAUCGAGACGAAUUUAUCAUCAACAACGGGCGACCGUUAUUAACUCAAGUCAUAACCACCAAACCAGGCGGAGUCUGGUCAGAUAAGCUCGUGCUGCCCUGGCAGACGAUCGAGACGCAUCUGCGAGUCCAUCAGAUGCAGCAAAAGGCUAACUCUGCACACAACUCAUCCUCUCAAUCCCCCGAUACCGGAAUCACUAGGCUCAGAAUCGAGGCUGAAUUGAUCAGAGACGAGUCUAACGAUUCAUUCCCCAGAGGGCCUGAGCCGAUGGCUUCCGAUCCUUCGAAAAAAGACAUCCAGUUGCGCAAGUUAUCUGUUGGAAAGUCGUCGUUGGUCAUGGAACUCGAUGUGAUCCCUGCCCUGGCCGAAAGUGUCCAUGUGAUUUCAGACAUCGAUGAUACCAUCAAACAUACGAAUGUCUUAGGGGGCCUCAAAGCCGUCUUCAAAAACGUCUUCUUGGCUGGCUUCGAUCAGGUUUCGAUUCCUGGGAUGGCAGAGUGGUACCAAUCCCUCCAAGAGUUGGGUUGUUGGAUGCACUACAUCAGUAAUUCACCCAUGGAGUUAUGGUACUGUAUCGAAGGCUUCUUGGCUGCUAAUGGAUUCCCUCGCGGAUCUAUCAGCUUGAAGGAAUAUGCUCGUGGUGCCACUUCGAUUCUUUCAGGCAUGUGGGAAUCCGCCGGGGCUCGUAAACGUGCUCGAGUCGAAUCGAUCAUCAAUCGAUUUCCCAAUUCCAAGUUUAUCUGUGUGGGCGAUAGUGGGGAACAAGACCUGGAGAUGUACGUGAGCUUAGCCCAAGCUUACCCCGGCAGAAUCAUGUCGAUAUAUAUCCGUGAUGUGACGACACCAGUGAUAUUAGGCAAGGACAUAUCAAUAGAUCAGCUUUCAACUGCUGACCGGCCAUUAUCUGAUUGGGAGGAUCUCAUGAUGAGACCGCCUACUCAGAUUAAAGCAAAUAUCCUGUCGCCCUCGCGAUCGAGCAGUCCGUCUAGACAGUCGUUUGCCAUGCCUGUCAACCUUCCCGAGAACAAUCCCCUCCGGAGCAAGUCUGUCGAUGUUUUAUCCAACUCCAACAAUAUCGUUGCAGGACCUUCGAAGAAACGGAACAGUCAUAGACCCAUUGCGCCGCCCAAGCCUCUCCACCUAAGCAGUAAACCGGCCGGUUCGCGGGCAGUAGCCGAUAUUAGCAAGAGGAUGUCUCACGUCGAACAAUCCUUAAAUCAGACCCAUGCACAUCUGUGUGAUCCAUCCAUCAAAAGCUCCAGAUCGGCAUCAAUUGACAUCACACCAUCAUCAUCACGAGAAAGCCACAUCGGCUUCGACAAAGAGUAUGCCUCCUCGAUGGCACCCAUCUGUACUACUAAAUCGAGUUAUCAACCCACGCCUUCGUCGGCGGAUGAUAUCAAGACCCAAUCGCUCCUCGACGGGUUCAGAAACCGCAUCAAGAAGCCUUCCUACGACCGGUCGGGCGACCAAGACCGCCAAAAAUUCCAAGUCUCUUUCCCUAAUACCAAGUUGAAGCUCUUCCGCAGCGGAUUCGAUGAGUGUGUGGCCGAGUCGAUCCGUGAUGUUAAGAAAGUUCUGAACAAGUAA
Molecule: messenger RNA, 2847 nt
Organism: Puccinia triticina
Lineage: Eukaryota; Fungi; Basidiomycota; Pucciniomycetes; Pucciniales; Pucciniaceae
Exons: 9
Coding region: 1-2847 (948 amino acids)
Cellular component (GO): actin cortical patch
Molecular function (GO): phosphatidate phosphatase activity
Source: RefSeq, a predicted model, not a curated record